GGAUAGAUGACAACACGCAGAAAUGGCUUCUAAAGCCUCGGCGACUUUAACCAGUUUUAUGACAGGAUACUACGGACCAGCCUCGUGUAGCUCACGAGGGUUUCAGAGUUUAGUGAGAGCCAUCGGUGAAGCUAAAUCUAAGCAUGUAAGUUACUACAAUUUAUGUCUUCUGAUCUACAGUUAACACAGAACUGAGGUUUCUCUUUUAACAGCUAGCAAACUCCGAUCGGAGAGAAAGGUUGACGCACCACUCAUGUGCAUUGUUGUAAUCUAAAUCUCCUUAUUUUUGCUUUAAAAGCCGUAGAGUUUGGUGAAAAUCUCAUUUACGUAAGUUAAAAGCAAACUAUGUGAUAUUGAAAAAGUGUCAGCUGUUUAGGAAGCACAGGUAACCCAAUCUUGGUAUUGGAGCGACAAAAUAGUUAAUGUCCUUCGCAUUUACAUCGACAAUACACUGUACUGUACGAUUUCGUUUGGUAGAGCGUGAAUUAUAAGGGUUCUAUGAUAUGUUUAAUUAAACUGCUGGCCCCCGGUUGUUCAAACGUUGGAUAGCGCUUUCAACUGGAUAAAUACUUAUCCAGCAGACAAGUAUUUUGGGAAACAAUUGCGGUGUCACUGGAUAGCACUACCUACCUUUUGACCUACCUACCUGGGGCCUGGGGGUGAAAAACUAAAUUUUUUUGUCUUUGGCAGAUUCUAAAAUCUGAAGUUGAUGAAUUUUAGCCUGCAAAAUUCUCCCCAAAUUUUCCAAGGCAUUAUUAUGUACAUAAUAAUAUUACGGUUUCUGGUCGUAAUUAAGACUACUGAAUCAGAUUCAUUGAGUAGGAAAAGAAAACUAAUAGUCCAUUUCAUGUUGUCUUUUUUUAUUUAAGGAAGAGGACAGAAUUGCCAAAAGGGAACUGAGUUUGUUAAAAGAUAAGAUGACCCAACGUGACACAUCUCCGGUAAGAGGCAUUUCUUUAAAAUUACAAAAACAACACAAUGCUGAACAUUAUCUACCUAUUCAUAGAAACAAACAAAAGGUGGUGGACAAAACACUGACCCCCAGUCCAUGGACUACCCCCAAGGACUACCUUAAAAUGGACUAUGCCGCUAAAGUUUAGUGGUGAGGGUUAGGAAAUGUCAAGUGGUAGAAGAUCAAUACGUGUAUGUGUUUUAGAUCACAUUAUGAGUGAAAGAAGAUCCAAAUGCACAUGAUCAGAUUGUGUUCUACGUGUAUAUGUUCCACUUAUUCUCCACUUAAGUCAAAACGAAAUUGGAAUGCUGGCUUCAUACAUUGCACUCAUGUGUAAUAACAACCUGGAGAUAAAGACAUGACAAGAUUUAACUCCGUAAUUAAAUGAACUGACAGUGAAAAGUUAUUUAAAAAACAUGAGGUUGUUGGAAAUAAUAAUUUAUGGUUGUUAACAUAAAGAAAUUUCUUCAUAAUAAUGCUAAAUGUAUUUUGUAAUUAAUACCAUUGAUGUUUUGUUAUGUUUUUAGAAACAGAUGAGGGAAUAUUUAGUGCGUUUAAUUUAUUGUGAGAUGUUGGGCCAUAGUGCAUCAGAUUGUUAUGCCGAAGCUGUCAAAUUUGCACAGCAACCAAAUAACCUGGACAAGCGAGUUGGUGAGUUCAUCAGUCUCAUAAAAAUCACACCAAAGAUUCAAACGUAUGAUUUGCCAACCCCCAAGAGGCAAACCAAAUAGCUUUGAGAAGCUGUGAGGACUAGGAAAAAGUCAUGGGAGUUUAGGUAUUAGAUCUCCAGAGGUCACAUAUCAUUUUAAAGCUGGGGCAGUAAGAAUCACAAUCAAUUUUCUUUGUUGCUGCUGACAUCCGCAUCAUUACUUUGUUGGUGGCUAUCUCAAAAUGAGAGAUUUAGGUUUUUAUUUUAAUGGUGGGUCUGCUCAUUUAGACUGUGUCAGGCAUUAAUUUCUUCACAUGUAGAUGCAUGUAGAUUGCAUAACUUUACUAUCUUACUUGAAAGUGAAUUAACCUUACAUAUGCAAGUCUAAAAGUUUUUGGAGAAUGACGUUUUGAGAAAGAGUGAGAAAAGUUGUCAGCUUGAGAAGUCAUAACAUGGCAAGUCUUAUGUACUUAAGUUGAUGCAAUUCUUAAGUGAUUUGAAAGUACAGUCAACUUUCUUGUAUGCGACCACCCUUGGUGCACCACAAAGUGGUCGCUUAUGGGAGGUGGUCAUCUACAGGAAAAAUCAAGAAAAUACGUGCUCAAACUGAACCGAUUAACAUACAAACAUGUAAUUUCAUAAAUUAACCUUAAAAGCUAAAACUUAGGCAAAAAGACAACUGGCAAUUAAAUCUUAUAUACAUCGAAUAGUGCUUGGAACUGUUGAAACAAUCCACUUUUUUACCCAUAGAUAUUAUUACAGCCAUCGUUUGUGUAAGUCAGCUGCUCUAAUCUGUUGGCAUGCUUGGUCAGCGCUAUCAAAAACAGAAAUUUUGUGACAUUCAAGGGCUUUGUUGCAAUAUUAUUAUACGUGAUCAUCCGGGUGGUCAGUGGGAAACAGAAAACAAGACAAUAGAGUAGAAUCCUAGUAACUGGAACCUCUGGAGGGAAAUGAAAAGCAGUUUGUGUUAGUGGGGAAUCUGAGUUAUUGGCGGGUAAAUUUCAGUGAAAUUUUGAUAAAGGGAAAGGAAAUUUAAUUUGAGUUAUCGAGGUUCCACUGUAUGUCAAAUUUCUGGUUCAGAAAGGGGUUGUGGUCAUUUACAAAUUUUGUUAGUGGUCACUUAUGAGAGAGUUUCUGAAAAAGUGUUCUACUGACAAAAUCAACGGACUUAUUUUCAGAGUGGUUGCUUAUGAGGCAAGAUGUGGUUGCUGUGAGAGAGUUGGCCUUAUUUCAAUUAAUUAUUUGUAGUGCUCACUGUGUGGUAUGAUGUACUGUCAUAAUCAAACUUCUGUAAGCGACCAGCUCCCGAAAGGUCACAGGCUUAUGGUUGCUUACUGGACAGCCAGUUGUUUAAAAACACAGGGUUUCUACACUGAGAACAGGUUUGAAACAUCAGCAUGUUUACUACAGAAAUGUAUUCAAAGAGAAUUAAGUGGAAGUCCCAUAUCCAUCAGGAUUAGUAAAAAUGAUGAAGAUAGUGUACUGAGUUGGCAAUUCACACAUUUUCUAAUCAAAUGCUCUUGUUAGGCAUUUUCUUUAGAUAGAGUUUGCUUGCUAUCUUAAGUUUAAAUGAAUUCUAGAAAUGGUCCAAAAAUAUUUGGAGUGUGGCUUUUGAAAAAGCUUGAGAAAUCAGUUGUCAACUCAUGAGAGGGUGAGAUACAUGUAGGUUGUGAAAUUGUGAGACUCAUACAUGUAUGACAAAGUCGUGAGACUUGGCAAAUCUGCUGUUGUAACUAAAGGUCCCUCAAUACAGUGAGUGUACCGGUACUUUGAGUGAGUAUAGCAUAGUUCAGACAAUGAACAUACUUAGACAUCAAAGCAUAAUUAUGUCAAGUGGUUGCUUAUAAGAGGUUUAUUGAAAAAUAGAUUGUGGUUGGUUGCUAGCUAUGAGAGGUUAUGAGAGGUCCCAACUACAGAGCGUGGAAAAGGAUAUAUUUCCUUAGUAUUUUGUCUUGACUAUUUGGUCAUGGGAGUUGUUCACUUAACCCUUUCAGUCCCGAUAGUGACCAACAUCAAUUUUCGCUUAACAAAAUCCAGUAAUGGUCAAGAGAUAAUUAUGAGAAUUAACAAAUUAUCACCAAAGAGAAAAUACCUUGAUCUGUUAUUAAAUUCUCUCAACUGACUCUUAAAGGAAAUAUAUGGAGAUCAGUUUGGAGAAUUUGGAUGUUGAUAUUGGGACUUAAGAGCCGAUGUCAGUAAAUAUCGACCAGAGGUCUACAAAAGUGAAAAAUCGAAAAUUCUCAAAAAAAUUCACAAAGUAGCACUAGGUAAGCUAUUAACAUAAAUGUAAUUUUUACUUCGAUCCGAUAAUUAUUUUCCACGUACGGGGGGGUUAUUGGUUUCGCGGCUCUCGGACCGGGUUUUCCAGGCCCGAGACCAUGUGUCGCAAAAAAAUCGUUUUAAAAUUCAAAUCCAUUGUAUGCGGACAACAAAUAACUUAUUCAAAAGAGUACUUAAUUGCACACAUUCUAAGUGGUGAUUUACUCAGUUUGAACGAAAGUGUAAUAUUUUGGAGAUUUUUCAUUAUUUUCAAUAUUUUUAACGUUUUCGUUCAAUGAAAAAAUGGCAAAUUUCAAAGCCCAAAAUCGUCGACUGGUACCUCGAUUUCAGUAACGAGUCUUAUACCACGUUAAAGAGCGUUAUCUCUUCUUUCAAAAUCUGUUUUCAAAACUACGGGCAACUUAAAAGAAAAUGUUUGAGGCCAAAAAAUACUAGUAGUACUUUUCUGAAAUUUGAGCUUUCCAGACUCAUCGGGUCGAUGCUAAAAACUCAGAAAAAUGCAAUAAGAAAUCAGUUUGAGCAACAGUGAUUUAAUGUUAUCAGCUAUCAGAAACUAACACGUGUUUAUACAGCGAUCUGAUAAAAUUUAAAGCCGUUUUCCAACAAGAAAAGCAGAGUUUAGCCAUCUUCUGCUACCAAACGCACGAGUGACGUAAGGUUGUCAAAGGGCAAAGCACAAUAAUAAACUUCAAAAAGCACAACGUUUCUGCGUCCAGGAAUUAGACUUUAGCGGACAGAACAUUGCUUACAAGUGUAUGUUUCAUACCUUAGUAUGGGUUUCCUAGAUACUGGAAAUAAAAAACAUCAAGGACAGCAUCGGCAAGAGCAUCUUCGGCAGCUCUCAAACGACGGAGAUUGCGUUACUUUUCACAGAUUGACCGCUUACCACCUGUUUUUGGGCUCGCAUUUCGACGGAACGCUUGCCUCGAGAGGCGCGCGGCACGGAUCUGAACUCUUCUUCACGAGACAUUGAACUGAAUUUAUCGGAAAUAUGCCACCACCACCAACAACAUGAGCUUUUUUCGGGUAUUUGUCGUUUUUUAUGCGAAAAGUUCGGGUAAGCAUAUUCUCGCAAAAACCAUUUGGCUUAAAAAAUGUGUUUAAAAGCCCACCCUGGAUUUGAAGCAAAAAGUAUUUCCUCGAAAUAAGCUAAAAAUACCCAAUUCACGCGGCGAAAAAAUGGAUGAUUAUGGAAGGACUAUCGAAUUCUUGCCUAACCUGAGGGAUUUCCCGUGAUGUAGGAUUAGGGCUAGGAAAAAAGCCCAUAACCUACUCCUGUCGUUGUGAAUUUCCUCAAGAUCAAAAAUUUCAGUAAGAACCGAAAACAACAACCUAAAGGAGGUGUACACACCUUGAACUAGCCAGGGAAAAGAGGCUUCUGAUUGAGCUAAACUGUCAUUGAUGCACGGUGCAAUUAGGUAGACCUGUUACUAUCCCCCGCGCAACCACAUGGGGAGUACUUUGAAGCGGUCCUGUCGGGGACUUUAGGGGGUAGGGGGCGGGGCAAAUCGAAAAUAACUUCUCUUUGUUUUUGUGAAGUACAACAUUUCUCGCACGGUUGACAAGGUGACGGCGGACUCCGUACCUUUGGAAAGGCCCUUUUGAAACAUGUCCUGGCAACAUGCAGGGCAUCACGAAAUUAACGUCAACACCUUGAAUCAACUCCAUGAACAGGGAGAGGCGAUAAGUCCCAUCUUAAAAGAUGCUUGAUGUCUAGACGUGAAUAGUCUGUCCACAGUCAUUUUUCAUUUUGUAUUUCGGGACCAUUUGACAGCGUACGAGUGAACCGGAGUGCAGUAACGGGCCCUAACCCCACCCCAUUACCCUUGUGGUCAAUAAAUCAUCGCGUUUUUCAUUUUUUUUAUGCGCGUUCGAGAACCUCCAAAGGGAAUAUUGAGGGUCUUUGUACAGUUUCAGUUUAUUUUACCGACAAAAAAGAACAAAACAAAGCUAAAGCGAGUAUACAGAAACACGCAGAAGCAAUGUGGUGAGGAAGCCCAAAAAGAAACCAUAAGGCUUAGGUCAUCCCCUUUUCGUUCGUUUAGCGUCGAAUAGUUUUCCUGGUUUUGGGCGGGUCGGUCGGUGGAGUGAAAAAAAAAAAAUCACAAGAAAUCUGAGAAAGGGAGGCCUGAAACACCAGCAUCAUUGCCGUGGAGACUGAAAACAACAAGACAUGGUCACCAAAUCGACACAAACUCAAUAUGGCGGAAAAUUUGAUGGUCAAUUUCAUAAAAAAAAGGCCCAAAAAGGGUAAAAAGCAAAGAGGAUACACCACCGAACGUUGUAUGCCUCGAAAUGAUGUUAUAAUGCUAAUUUUUUAGAUUAAAAGAAUUAAUCUAAGUCCAAAAAAAAUAAACCUUGUCGUUUCUUUUUCUUGCUUUUUUAAAAAAUGCCAAAAAACUGGGUUUUUUGGACGACACUAAACGAAGAAAAAAUUAAUAUAGGUAUUAAGCUCCCUUAAAGUAUAAAAGUAUAAGUUUACAAGGACAGGAUCGAACGUAUACUGAGUAACUAAAUGAUAAAAAUUUGAUCAAAAUUAAAUGAAAGGCUAAGAGCCUAAGCGCUUUCUGAUAACGAAACGGUAAACAAGAAGUGCUGCCUCUCAUUUAAAAGAGACGUGAAAUACUGGGUGGACCACAUCCUGAACUCCCGCGAAAACCGCAAGAGAGGAACGCUCAGGGCUAAGGAGACUAAACAGGGGCGUAGCUACUUGUACGCACGGUUUGCACGUGCGUACCCGAAAACGUUGAGGAAAAAAAAAAGAAUGAAAUAAACAUAACUAAAAAAAAUCGGUUUCCAGAGAAGCGACGACAUUAAUUGGAGAACCGAAUCUUGGAUGAUUUAUUUAUAUAGCAAGCUUGAUGAUGUAAAGCGUGAACGCGUUGUUUUCUCCACGACCUGUCUUCGGAGUAGACGAAGUAGGGCACAAUUACGUCAAUGUGUGGUGCUUUUGUCGGUCAAAAAUAAUGUGACAAAAAGGGGUAAAAAGAGUCAUUUGUAAACUAAAGUCGGAGGUACUACAAGCUUGAUUUUUAAUAGCUGAAUUAAUGAUAAACGGUUGACGUCAAUGAACAUAACAAGCCGACAGAAUUAAAGAAUUUUAGAGGUUGUGUCAUUUCAUAAACAGCAAAAAUGCUUUUGCUUACAACCGUUAACCCCACCUUUAAUAAAGGCACCUUAAAAAAAUGUUGAGAUUUGGGGUGGGGGGGGGGAAGAUGUAGAAAAAGUUGGGCAUACCUCCGGAAAAAUCCUGACUACGCACCUGCUAAAGCCUGAAACUGGACAACAGGAGUCUUGACGAAACGUCCUCAGUUAUCACCUGUCCGGGGUCGUACUUUCAAGGAAACGCUGAUCAAGAAUCACUCAUGACGGAAUGAAAACUCCUCGUAGCUUCCAGCGAAAAAAGGAGUGACAACAGUGGUAAGCGGUCGUUCUGUGAAAUGUAACGCAAUCUUUGCCGUUUACGAUCUUUCGGCGCUUGGAUUUGAAACGUUGUUGUUUGGUAUGUUCUCCCGUGUGGAUACUUGACAUUUCCAAUAUAUGGAAACACCAUGCUAAGGUACGAACAACAGACAUUCACAACAUUGUUUUGUACGCUAAAAUCUGAUUUCAUGGACGUAAAACGUUUUGAAUUUUAAGACUUUUUAAUAUUAGUGCUUUGCCCUCCCUUUGACAACUUCACGUGACUGGUGCACUUGGCAGGAGUUGACAGCUUAAAUCUGCCUUUCUUGAUAGCAAACGGCAUUAAUUUAUAUCAGAUCGCUGUAUAAACACGUCUUGGUUUCUGAAAGCUGAUAACAUGAAACCACUAUUGCUCAAACUGAUUUCUUACUGUAUUUUUCCAAGUUUUUAGCAUCGGCCCGCCGCGUCUGGAAAGCUCAAAUUUCAGAAAAGUACUACUUGUAUUUUUUGGCCUCAAAAAUUUUCUUUUAAGUUGCCCGUAGUUUUGAAAACAGAUUUUGAAAGAAGAGAUAACGCUCUUUAACGUGGUAUAAGACUCGUUACUGAAAUCGAGGUACCAGUCGACGAUUUUGGGCUUUGAAAUUUGCCAUUUUUUCAUUGAACGAAAACGUUCAAAAUAUUGAAAAUAAUGAAAAAUCUCCAAAAUAUUACACUUUCGUUCAAACUGAGUAAAUCACCACUUAGAAUGUGUGCAAUUAAGUACUCUUCUGAAUAAGUUAUUUGUUGUCCGCAUACAAUGGAUUUGAAUUUUAAAACGAUUUUUUUGCGACACAUGGUCUCGGGCCUGGAAAACCCGGUCCGAGAGCCGCGAAACCAAUAACCCCCCCGUACAUGGAAAAUAAUUAUCGGAUCGAAAUAAAAUAAAAUUUAUGUUAAUACCUUACCUAGUGCUACUUUGUGAAUUUUUUUGAGAAUUUUCGAUUUUUCACUUUUGUAGACCUCUGGUCGAUAUUUACUGACAUCCGCUCUUAAAGGGUUAAAAGAGGUUUCACACAUAAAUCAUGAUCGUAUCUUUUAAUGUUAAAAUGCACAAUAAAAGCAAUAAAUAUUAUUAUUAUUAUUAUUAUUAUUAUUUUUAAAGGUUUGACUGUGCAUUUAGAUAAUUGUAGUUGUACAUAUUUUGUUUUGUUUAGAUCAUAAUGAUCAAUUACACAGAACUGAUGCUACUUAGCACUGAUCAGUACAUGCAAAGAGCUGCAUGUAAUAUUUCAUGUGCAAAGCAUUGUGGAAAAAGUCACAUACAUGACGUAUUCUCUCUUAUCAGUUUCUUUUACUUUUUUUCAGGUUAUUUGGUAUCAUCACUAUUUCUGAGUGAGGAUCAUGAACUUAUUGUGUUGCUGGUUAACACCCUUCAAAAGGUUUGUGUCAUUUUAAAUCUGACAUGUUCAAUGUUGUGUUUUGUGUCUGGGUUGAAUACUUCAAUCAGCCUGAAAAAAAAAUUAAAAGCAAAAGGGUGCAUGCUGGAAAAGACCUCAAAGAAGUGAACUUUGAGAUAAACGUUGCCUUUCUUGUAAUAACAGCACAUGUACAUGUACAAUAGUUGGCGGACAAGUUUUUAGGGGAGCUCUUCUUCACUUUCACCUGAAAAGAGAAAAGUCUCUUUUUUUCUCACCUUCUCCCAAACUACUUCCUGCUCCCUCAUACACAUCCCAGGCUAGACCCUGUACAUUUGAAACCAACAUGGCUGCCCAGAGGGGUCAACACCUGAUCUCGACAUUCUUACCGAGAAAUCUAGGGCAAUGUGAACAGUCUACUUACAACUGUAGCGCCAGUUAUUUCAUUGUUUCUAUUUCCAUUAUUCAGACUGAGAAAAGAGCAUGAUGGCGCUUUAUCAUAAAUUCUCAGCACCAAAAGAAAUGUUUUUUUUUUAACGAAUAAUCUACAUGUAACUGGUUUAAAAGAAAGACACAAACAAACCAGGUUUUAACAGUUUGUCUAAUAGGUUACCAAAAAAAGCUUUUGAAGGAUAGCUUGAAUUAAUAAUAAUCUUCUAAAAUUAAUCUCUGCUUAUUUUGCUAAGUAUAAAAGGACAGAAACAGAAACCAAAUAUUUACUACGGCUUAGCCUGCUGCCCUGUGAUAAUUAUUUAUCAUAGUAAAGCUAGUUAGUAAUAUUAAUUUUCUGUUUUUUUACCAGGAUCUUUGCAGUACUAAUGUCUUAGAGGUUUGCUUUGCUCUGACUGUUGUUUGCAAGUUGAUCAAUAAGGAAAUGAUGCCUGCAAUACUACCAAAAGUUUUAGAAUUACUUCAGUCUAAAAGGUUGGUCAGACAUAACUUCUUUUUACUAAUAUUUUGCUGCGUUCUGUCAAUAACUGAAUGAAAGAGUGAAUGAAAAUCAAUCGACCAGUCCAUCAAUCAGUCAGUUGUUAAGCAAGCAAUCAUUAAUUGAUUAUUAGUCCAAUUAAAAUAAUCUUAAACAUAAUUAAAGUCGACUUGGCGUUGGUAAAAUAGAAAUAAUGAUGAUACAGUGAGCUGUCAUUAUCAUGUAGUCUGUGUAGCUGACAGGGUUAUGAUGACCUGUAGUAUUUUCUUGGCAGUGGAGCUACUAGGGAUUGUUGCUGCUCCACUGCCAAAAAAAACAGCACUUGCCCGCUAAAUCCUGCUGGCUGCAAAGGCUAAUUACACAUGUAUCAUGUGAUUGGUAAGCUCCCGCGAAAGAUACGAAAAUCAGCAUGUCCUCAGCCAUGAGCUCUUUAGGCGGGAUUUAAAUGACCUUGGAACCUCAUUUUGAGCUUGUGCACUAUCCAGUGAGAUAUGGCAGGGCGGUCAUUAGACAGGUUAAGCUUCUCAUAUACAGCAAACGUCAGAUUCAAGUUGAGAUUUUCUCAAAAUAGAAAAUGAGCUGAUAAAAACAGCUCAAAACAAUUCUUGUUGACAAAAUUGCGUGAAACUACUAAUUUAAGUGUAGAAUUAAUGAACAGUAAACGACGAGUACAUGUAAUGGGGAAACUUGGUCACGUGGCACAAUUGACGUAAACGUGAUGCUUAACCUCUCUAAUAAGAGGCGGGGGCCGGGGAUUUUCCCCGGCAAUUAUGAACGUGGCCCCGCGGCUACUUUCUUCGAAAAACAGAAAAAAAAACAAAAAAAACAAAAGAAGUCCCUGUCUUUUUUAUUUCCCGCCUACUUGUUGUAUUUACCUGGCAACUUGAAAUCUUUAAAGUGACACAGUUGUAUUUAGAGACUCAUGGAGUGCAAGAGCACAUGCUAGGUUCAUGCAGUCUGCUUCUCUAGGUACAUAUAGUAACUAUGUGUAUUCAAAGUGGACAGACCGCAAAUUAUAGUAGUUGCUAAAAAAUAUAUAUCUACGUGUCACAACUGUUCAUGCGCAUCUAUGGCUGCCGGAACACAUGUAGCUGGUGAAAAUUUUGUGAUGUUUAGAUUAACGUUUUUCUUAAAAUUAAUUCAUCUGUUUUUUUUUUUUAUUAUUCAUUGCGGGCGACAAGAGGAGCCCGCAGUCCUAAUCUCCAGGUUGUUAUUACGCAUGCGUCGCAUGUAUGUAGCCAGCGUUCGUUUGGACUUCCACUAAGAAUGAAUGGAAUGCGAAGAACGCAAUUUGAUCACGCGCCUUUGGACAUCCUAUCACUCGUAAUCUGAUCACGCGUGUUGACUAUCUGUCAUGUGAAACUUACGCAAAGCGCAGCGAUGGAAGCGUAAAAAAAGAAGCCUGAUCGCAGGUUACCGAUCGUUUUCGUCCGCACUCCGUAACCUUUGAUUAUUGCUAGUAUGUAUUAUUAAAUGACAACACAAAUUUUAACUUAUAUCAUUUUUACCUUCCUGUUUUGUUCAAGUACUUUUACGUAUGGUAUGUAGUUGUACAUGGCGAUACGUUUGUCAACAUGGUGUGUUUUGUUCAAGUACUUUUACGUAUGGUAUGUAGUUGUACAUGGCGAUACGUUUGUCAACAUGGUGUGUUUUGUUCAAGUACUUUUAUGUACGGUAUGUAGUUGUACAUGGCGAUACGUUUGUCAACAUGGUGUGUUUUUCUCAGGGAUAUUGUGCGUAAGAAGGCAGUUAUGGCACUACAUAGUUUUUAUAUGAAGAAUCCAUCAGCUAUUCCUGAUGUGGUAAACCAUGUAACAAAGGCAGCUCGCGAUAAAGACCCUGGUGUAAUGACAGCAUCUCUGCACUUAUUCUUUGAACUGAUAAAGGUAAAAAGAACUCCUGGCAACAUGGAUUGCUCUAAUUUUAUUUAGCCCACUUCAAAACACAGAUACAGCUGUACAGGCGAAUGCUGCAUCAAGAGAAAGGCUAAUAUUUUUUCCUCUCGCAAAAUAUUUUAUGCCAUUACAGACCUAGACAAAGUUGACCAAUCGGAUUACGGGAAAAUAACAAUACAUUCCGAGAAAAUUAGUUGUCAAUCAUAAUUACGACAAAACGAAACCAACAACAUGGAUUGAAAUCAGCCAAUUACAACCUACAGACGCGAUCUUUUGAACCCGCUAAAGAAAGUCUGUGUUUCCUGAGAGGUCUGUUAGAGUUAAUGAAAGACUGAGGCGAAAGACGUAGACGUUCGUUAUAUUUUUGGCUUGAGGUAGCAUGUUAUUGCAAAGCGCGGCAAUGUAGCAGAGAAACUGCUGUUAGAUGAAAAAAUACAAGCUUGUGUUGUAUGUAAUGUUUCGAAUAGAAAAACAUUGUCUGGUAAAACAUUCUGCUUUCUUGAAAAACGUUUCCUAUCGAUAUUUAAAUUUUGUGCUUCGAGUAACUCAUUGUUUUUUUACGAGCAGCUGAUUGGCCCUCAACCAACUUCUCGGAAUGUAUUGUUACUUUUCUGUAAUACGAUUGGUCAACUUUGUCUGCGGCCCCGGUUACAGUAGUCGCACUGUGAAGGUUAAGAAUAAAUAAUAUAAGAAAGUUGCAAAAUUUUAAAAACGUAUUGUGGGGUCCAAAUUUGAGCCCUCCCUUCAGUUCGUGACAUUGUGAAGCUGUAUCUUCGUUAGUUUUUAAUAUAUCAAUACCAAACUUUGCGAUUUUCCCAUUUUUAUACGCACCUUUUAGCUGUGGUCACGGAUUUUUUGUUAACCGAUCCUUGUCAAAAGUUGAAAAAUAACCGUGAAAUGGUAUUUCGGUAUUGUCAUAUUAGCAAUGAUCAUGUUUAAGAAUCUCAGUGCUUUACAAGACGUUAUAUGGGGGAUAGUUAUUUCAAAAUGUUGUGUUUUGUGAACUUAAAAUACAGACAAAUUUCAACUUUUCUUCAAUGGGAUCAAUGAAUCAGUCUCACUACAGGUAUCAUCCUGUUGGAUUGGGUGGGAUUUUAUUGUCCGGGGCAAAUUUUGCCACAGUUAUUGCACAGUAAAAUACACCCUAUAAUGCCCAUAAUGUCAGUUUGGAACUCAUGGAAUAAAGCAGUCAUACUUUAGGAAAUAAUGUAAAUUGGAGGUGGAUAUGUAUAUGUGUAGUGCUUGCCGGUGUUCGUGUUGUUUUGUAUUGACAGGAAAAUCCAACUAAAUUCAAGUCCUUGGCCUCAUCUUUUGUAAGUCUUCAAAAGAUAAUCUUAGAGGGCAAAGUGGCAACUGACUAUGACUAUCAUGGAGUGGCAGCACCUUGGAUACAGAUUAAAAUUUUAAAGAUACUGGGAUUGUUAGGGGCAGAUAAUGAAAAGUGAGUCAACAAGAAGUGGUCAGUGGUCUUUGUAGAACCACAGGCAUCCCAAGCUCAUGUUACGAGAUAGAAUGGAAUUCGCUUUCUGUGUCACGAGCGAGUCGGUAUCGCGCUACAGGCUAUCUUUGAGACGUUCAAAUGUAUGAGAAAUAAAAUACUGAGAUCUGCGAGCGCUUAAUAUCGAUAAAUUUAACAUUUUUUAAAAAUUGAACAAAGAAGACUUACCUGUGAUGUUUUCUGGUGUGUUCUGUUGUUAAUUUAUUGAUUUAAUUGACUUUUUGGCUUUAAUGUGUGACCCCUGUAACUCCACUUUUAUUCGUCUUAUGAAUGGAGUGUAUGUAUUUUGUUUCUCAUACAACAUCUCAAACGAUGGACUGUCACGCGAUACCAACUAGUCCCAGAAAGUGAAUUACAUUCCACUAUCGUAACGUGAGCUUGGGGCGCCUGUAGAACUUCUCCAGUGGUAACAACUGUGUCCCCCAUGGACAAUUGGCGAAUAAAAACGCGCUAUAAUUGAGCAAGCGUGAGGCCAAGGAGGCUGGAUAUUGGCCGAAGGGCCUUUUUGCGUUUGUCUUCAAGGUUCAUAAAAAACGCUUAAAACAGCAACAACAAAAUCAAAGUAAUAACAGCAUCAGCAACAACAAACAAAACAAAAAAGAACAACAAGGUCAAUAUUCAACCGAACAAGAUUCAGAUUAAGAUUCCAGAUUGUAUAUAUAUAUUUUUGCACUGUUACAAGAUGUUCCACACAUUACAGUAUGUUACAAGAGCAGGAAGGAAAAGGGAAUAAAAAAAUUACAUAAAUCAUGAAAGGUGAAAUGUGCGCAGUGACCAAAGAAGCUUAGUGAAAAAGGAUUUGUUCUAUUUAUUUUCUCGCUCGCUCGGGUUAUCAAUUAGAACAAAGGCUUCGCCUCAUCUUGCCCGCUCGCGUAGCUAGCCAUAGCAAUAAAGUAGCCUGUUCCAUUAGCGCGUUCGAUAGUGGAGCGCGCGGAUAAAAUGUAAAGACUACCUGUUUGCAGCUCGAGAGUACAGAGUGAUCAUUAUACAGCAAAGGAUUCGAAUCUUUCUCGUGACCUUAAUUAUAAUAUUUUGCAGAGCUAGCAAGCAAAUGUAUGCGAUACUAGGAAAGACUUUGUCAAAUCUAAACACCAGCUCUCCUAUCAGUUAUGGUAAGUUUUCCCCAUCUCAAGUUUAACGACCUCUUUACUGUGAUUGGAAUGUCAUCGGAGUUUACAACAUUGUGGACAACUACUGACUCUCAACUAAAAAUAUAGCUUUGUCCUAAGUGCAUAGAUUGCAUGCUAUCUUUGAGUUGAAAAAACUUUAAUCCUCUGUAGUUUAAUUGUUAAUUAGUUGCAACCCAAUGUUUAAGGUCAUUAAUUAAAAUUUUCAAUGCUCCAAACUGUCCUCGUUAAACCUCGAUGUCUUUGUCAACCUGGACGGGGUAUAGUUUUCAGGGUCUUGUGCUUUAAACAGGGUAUACAUUUUCACUAUGUAGCGUCUUGACCAGGGUAUCUUUCUGGACCGAAGCCCUUUGAAGAGAAUGUAAAGGUUGGGGGUGGCUGGUCUACAUUUUGUGGUUCCAAUUUUUUUUAUUGUCCAAAAAAUCUUGAUGUUACAUUAAAAAAUUACUUUAUCGAAUCAACGAAUGUAAAGGUUGGGCGUGGCUGGUCUACAUUUUGUGGUUCCAAUUUUUUUUUAUUGUCCAAAAAAUCUUGAUGUUUCAUUAAAAAAUUACUUCAUGGUCCUAAAGUAAGGUUUCUUCUGGGUUUGAAGGCCUCAGUGGUACACUUCUACCCAAAACUUCUCUUGAGUUGUUGCACGACUUGUACGGAAAGAAAAAUCUAACGCACGUGAGUUGUAACUGCACAUUUUAAUUUUUUAAAAAAUCGUGAUUCUACUUUUUUGCUAAGACUUCCAUGUUUCUUGGCGUUCUCUCUAUUUGCUGUAGCUGUGGCUUAUGAAUGCUUGAGGACGAUAACCAGUAUAUAUCCUGACAAAGGUUUGAUUGAUAAAGCUGCAAAGUGUGUACGGGUAUUCCUUGUGGCCAAAACUAAUGACAUCAGAUACAUGGGUAAGUCUAGAUUGUUCCAGUCCUCUAUUUUGUCGUAAUAUCGAAAGGAUCGAGCGCUUACCGGUAUGGGUAGUCAUUUUGGUUUCAUGGGUACCGAGGGACCGGGCUAUACUUUGUAACCGGUCGUUCUGCCUAGAAGUCGAUUCGCCUACACUGAGGUCGAUUCGCCUACAUGAUUUAAGGUGUUUCUUAUACACUAAAGUUUACACUCAGCCUAAACAUAGUACUGUGAAGUGUGUGAAGUGAAGCUGACAUUCUGAAAUGUGUAGGCGAAGCAACUGAGAUCACAUUGCGUAUCGACCUCAGUGUAGACAAAUCGACUUGUAGACGAAACGACUUUUGGGCGAAACUUUAAAUACAGCCGCCUUUCAUGGCUACCGAUUACAGGGGAGGUUUUGCGAGAGACAGAGGGUGCGAUAAGAGGCGGCUGUAUUUGCAGGCUGGCCAUACUUCAGUUAGUAUUGCCUUCAGUCUCGGAACCAACCACUCGUUUCGAUCGAUUUUGAUAGUUGAAUCAGUAUACUGCUUUGAUCUCUCGUUUCGGUGAAUUAGGCUGUGGUCUUUGUAAUUUUAAAACAAUAUGAGGUUGUUUAACCCUUUAAACCCUAGGAUCAAAAUUUGAAUUCUCAUUUGUUGCCCCUAUCCAUUUCCUAAAGAAGUAGUGGGGAGAAGUUGACAAAAUAUCAAGCCAAUUCACCUGGUGUGAUCAUGCCCGUAAUUCUCAUUACCACUCUGUUUUACAAAGCAGUGAUAUUACAAAGAGAAAUUUGAUGCUGAUCACUCACUCUUAGGGUUUAAAGGGUUAACUGAGUUCGCUUUACACAGGGAUAAAGACACUGACAUCUUUGCUACAAGUGGGCAGUGGAUUUGUUUUGGAACCAGCGUAUCAAAGAGUCAUUAUCGACUGUCUGAAUGAUCCUGACGAGACACUCAGGAAAAAGGUAUGUAGGCUAUUUAUUUUGUGAAUAAAGAGUUUAGUGUCUACAGAGACUGUGGUGAAGGUGAAAAAUACAAAAAAAUUAAUUUCUCAACUGAGUUGUUUAUGUAUUUUGGUCACCUUGCGUUCAAUUUUGUCACAGUGUUUCUAUAUUCUGUAUUCUAUGUUCCCGAUGUUUAUGGUUUACAUUUGCAAAACCGAACUGCGACAGCGCCGUGAAAUCCGGAAGAGUGUAGCCCCCCCCAUCUGUUAAGGCGCAGCACUCAUUCUUAUUUUAAACAAAUAGUAGCUUUCUUAAAAUAUUUAUUAUUAUUAUCCAUUCAAAAUAUUUCUCCGUUUCUGAUUGGCUAAAAGCACAGGCAUAAUUCACCAUAACCAGCUACUGUUGACCAAAUUUGGAAGAAUUUUGCGAUUAAUUAACCGAUGACGUCAAAAGUGUAGCAUGGUUACGCGCGAGAAGGAGACACACGAGGGGAGAGGUACCCCUCGCGUGUCUCCCUCGCGUGCGCCCGUUCUCUCUUUCGCCCACUACUUCCAAGCGCCUGCUACGCAGCCCAAAAAAGAAGAAAAGAGAAGUGACAGGAAACCGCGGGUAUCCGAGAGAGAAAUGUCGAGUACAUUUUUAAUACUAAGAUAAUGAUAACGAUAACUUGCGAGCACUUAGUGUACUUGAUACACCUUUUUUACCCUUUUUAUAAUCUCUUUGCAGACUUUGGACCUUCUUUGCCACAUAACAAAUGCCUCAAACGUGGAAACAGUUUGUGAGAAGUUGUUGGCAUAUCUGAAGUCAACUACGGAUGCAGAUGUACAUUUUAAAACAGAGUUGGUUGACAGGAUCACGGAACUUUCUGAGAGAUAUCUUUUAAAACAUGAAGAAAUAUUGCAGUUUGUAAAAGAUGGUAGUUGCACAUAAACGUUCCCUGCCACCCGUGAUUCCUUAUUACAUUUUCACUGUUCAAAUACUAGUGAGCGUCGUACAUGAAGAAAUCGUGUAAUUUUGACUCGAGUUUUAUGCUUCGAUCGGUUUCCUCAGUCACACAACCGAUUUCUUUGCAGUUGGCCGGUCAGCUCAAGUUUACCCGCCUUACUAUCAAAAAGUGUUUGAUGGAAACGUUACUCUUGAGUCGAGAUUGCGUAACAGACAUAACGUCAGUUUCUGUACCCGAGAAUGAUUUUGAAUCCGACUUGGUGAAACUGAAUGCCAAUGAUUCUGCCUAUUAUUGUUCUAUCAGUAAUAUCUUACGGUAUAAUUACCCUUAACUUACUGUCAAAUAUGCUCCUGAUAAUUCGUGGUACAUUGUGACAAUGAAUGAGGUGUUUGAACUGGGUGGAUCACUUGUACGAGAUGCUGUGGCUCAUAACAUGAUGCGACUUUUAGCUGAAGGUUAGUUGUGGUCACGACUUAAGUGAUUUGCUUCACCUCCAAAAUGAGCGCACCAUUCAACUAAUUUACAUGAAUAAAAACCUCGCUAUCUAUGCCAUGUGUUGUGUUGCAUUUGAAGUAGUGAUCUGCCCGAAUGCUGAGAAAUAAUUCUUUCUUGUGUCAAAGUGAAUGUGCGACGUAGGGGAGUUUCACACGCUGGCCAAGUUUGUUUGAAUCUGCGCGCGCGAAGCUAAGUCAUUGUGGACAAAAUUGGUGAAGUAAACUGUCACAAUUGACCAAUCGUAGUGUAUAUCAGGAGUUGGUACACCGGAAUGAGGUAUUAAAGACAAUGCCUUCAGGCUCCACUUCCCGGUCUCUCCCCAGUCCCCACGCGGGUCUCGCUCACCUUUUCUCGAUCCGCUUUCCCUACUAUCUUGGAGCCUGGGACAGGCUACAUUACAUUGAAUCAUUCUUUCAUCAACAGGAACUGAGGACGAAGAUGCAGAUAACGACCUACGUCGAUUUGCUGUUAAUUCAUACAUAGAUCUACUUGAAAAACCUGUUUUGCCAGACAUUCUAAUUCGAGUAAUUUGCUGGGUGAGUUUUCAGUGAACUACUUUAUUGCUUUUUACAAAGUUCAACAGUAACCACUGACAGUAAUCCCAAAGGCGAAAUUUUACUUUGAAUAUUUUAAAAAGAAAUCAAGGUUGUGCUCAUGCAGUGCGUGGUGGCCCGUUGCGUGUACGUUCUGCUCCUGGGCGACUAGAGAAUCUUGUUUUGUUGUUGCUGUUGUUGUCAAGUUGUUUUUUUUUUCAUAGAAAUUAUAUGCUGGGCACCCUGGAUUUCACAAGUUCAGAUCACUGCCCAGCUCCCUCCAAUUUUUCUUAGAGCACAGCCUUGAAAAUAAUCAAUCACUCGGAUACAUAUCAAAUAGACAUCAAAAGGAGAGUGUUUUAUUCGAUAUGUAGAUACGUCGAAGUUGGUUAUUUAAACGUAUAGUUUGUACUUCGUUUUUGGUCUAGGGCGAAAAAAAAAACACACUUCUUCUCGUGUUUCCUUCAUUAAAAUAAACUGUUGCAUAUAGUAUGAUCAAAUGAACGUAAUUAUGGUCACUUUAAGGCAAAAAAUCGAAGAUCCGACGGGUUGAUGUGUUAUUGGAUGCCACCACUGCUGCCAGUAUAGUAAUAAAUAACUUUUGGUUUCCAGAAGGAAUACUUUGUAAUGAAAAGACAAAGUAAUGACAGUAUUUCCUUCGCCGUUCAAUUCAAAGACCGAUUUAUGCUUUCUUUUUUAAAGGUCCUAGGUGAAUAUUCAUACACACUCUCGGAACUGGACCCUCAAGUCAUUCUUCAAGAAUUGUUUUCUUUAAUGGAAAGGAAAUUUGAAGGUAACAUCAAAAAGGAACUUGCUUCAAAUCAAAUGAAUCCUUGAUAUGACUCGCUAAAAUUCAAGAAGUCGGGCGUCGGUUGUAGAUCCAUUCACACGGACUUACACCGUUUUCGUUUUCAGCAUAGCCUACGUGCGUGCAGACGUCUCCUUUUUUUGUUACCCCUUGGGCAACAAAGGUAUAGGAGAUGUCUGCACGUGGCCUAUUUUCGGCAUUUAUUUGUUGCAUAAAUAACAGAGAACAUGGAGGCGGAUAAGAGCGUUUGAUCAGUAGAAGUAGCAGUCGAGACCGCAUACUGAAGAAGCACAGUCGUAUUCCAGUUUCGUCUCGCAUUCCUAGUUUACCGAGACUCAACGCUACAAAACGUAGCUUAUGCCCAUCAGUGUAAUAGAGAAACGUACAUACGAUGUGUAUUAAUAAGAACAGUCGUUCAGUUCUGUCACAUACCUGGGCAAAUUCUCCGUUACGUCCUCACUUCCGUUGCACGUGUAUUGCAUUGUUGUUGUUGUUUUUUUAUCCUCUCUUGUCAUUACCCCUCUCUUAAGAUUGUAACCGUAAGGUGGCUUCAACUUACAGAUCCCAGUACCAAGCCCUGGGUCGUGAGUGCUAUUGGAAAAGUGACUUCUCAGAUGGGGCAGCUCUUGGAGAGCACGAGAGAUGUGUUAGAAAAACACGUGAGUGGCGUGGAUGUUGAGCUCAGACAGGUAAGAAAGUGAACAAUGGGCAUAUUUUAUAAUGUAUUAUGUUUGUUGUUAAACAGGAAAAGGGACCUUUAGAUUCUAGGACCAAAAAGACCAUGGGUACGAGAUUUGGCUUAGAGUUUCUUUGCGUAUUCUCAAAUAAUAGUCAUUCCGGAAAGCUUCAUUGUACUUCUUUUUCACAAAAAAUGCUGUGUUUGGAUGAUAGGCAGCUGAAGCAAACUCAAGAGGAACGUCUCGUGGGACUGGAUAUCGACCCCUCCGUAUCUUGGUCAUCCCACAUAGCUAAUCUCAGGAAAAAAAAAAACUCUUAAAGCGCGUUGCUUUUCUGGGUCGCAUUAAAAAAUUCCUACAAGUUAAACAACGCAUCAUUUUAUUUAAUGCUAGUAUUAAGCCUAUUCUUGAGUACUGUGUUUCCGUUUGGGGAAGUUGUAAUGUAGGAUUGUUGGAUGAGAUUUCUAAAGUUCAAAAAAGAUGUGCGCGUAUUAUACUGGAUGCUCCGUUUCAGGCUAUAAUCCUGCCGCUAUUUCUGGAACUUAGGUGGCUACCCAUGCAUUAAUCAAAUCUUCAUUGAAAGAAGACUACUUCUGCUCAAAAAAAUCUUGGAUGGAUGUGCACCGGAUUACCUCUCUGAGAAACUGUUAUCUUUGAAAUACCACAAGUCUCAUGAUACAAGGUCUCUUAUCACCUCCCUAUUCCACGUACCAAUAGCAUGAAGCGAUUGUUCCUUUGCAAUGCAGUUAAACUGUGGAAACUGUGGAAUAAUGUCUUUUCUUACGGUGUUCCCUUUCUUUAACGAUCUGCAGCGUUGUUCAGAAAUCCAGGAACUCUCUCAGAACACGUUCCUUUGGCAAAGUGUUCUUCCUAUAGAUGGCUGUUGUGAAGAUCUGGAGGUUAGUUCAGUCAAAUGAUUGAAAGAUAGGCUCAUUUUGCCCGCUCGGGUAGCCACCAAUCAAAAUACAGGAUUUGCUUCAUCUUGCAUGCCUGCGGAUGCAGCCAUAGAGUAAAGAUAUGUACUAUUGCACCGCUGAGAUGGGUGGGCGUGUUUUCAAGCAGUUUCAGUACGGAGUGGAAAUCAGGGGAUUGCUGAUUGGUAUGAAGAACGGAGUUUUUGGUACAUAAUCAGACUGGGAUAUUGUAGGUACUUUUAGUGCCUAGACUAAAAUAGGGUCGCAAAAUUACAGCUGAACAUUGCAGGAAGAUGAUGUUGGUAACUGUUUCCGCUGAAACAAUAAAAGUGGCCCUGAUGGAGAGUGUGUUGGAGGUUCAACUAUUUUGAGGUGGGGUAGGGUGUGAGUCGAGUUGAUAAGUCUAGUGUUCUAACAUAACCUGUUUGCUGUGCGUGAAUCAUGUUUUCCUUCAAGGUGGACGAAUCUUUGUCUUUUCUGGAUGGCUUAGUAGCAGAGGCGCUGUCAAAUGGAAGUUCCCCUUAUAAACCAAUGAGUGAGCGAAGCAUUGAAAACAAGACCAAAGGUGAGUACGUAUUAUUUGGUAUGUAAUAUUGGAAUUAAUAAAUCUUUUCCGCUUGCAUUAUAGUUGAGGGGAAAAAGAAAUUAGUAUGUGUAAUCAAAUGGUGACGAGUGAAAUUAUUCCCUAAUUUCACGAGUAUACGAUUUGAUUACCUAUUAAUAUCAUGGGUGACGAAUUACGUUAGCAAUCUUGGAUUUUUGACAUGUUUAUCCUGGAUCGUAUCGAUCGAGAACUCCACUCUCACAAAUGUUUAGACCUUAAAUUUGGCUUAUAAAGUUCAGAAUUUUUCAGACUUUUUCGGCAAAAUACCUGUUAGAAUCCUUCUUGAUGUUCUCUUGUGUGUUCAGGUUUUCUAAAGCGUCUUUUUGUGCCAUGACAUCUUCAUUCAUGGCAUUUUAAAACUUCGUCGCCAUCUUGACGCUGAGACGUACGAAAGGUUGCCAUGGCAAUUGUGAAACUACAAAUUAACGCUGAAAUUUCGCGCCAAAAUUAGGGAGUAAUUCGUCACCUAUGAUAUUAUCUUUAUUAUUGUUAUUAUCGUUAUAACCUUCGAUCCAUUGAAGGUGGUGUCUUUUUUUUGCCUCAAUUUCGGUUGGUUCAGUGACUGAUUCAGCAUUUUACUUCUUGUGAUACACGUAAUCGUUUUCUUCUUUGUAGAAGUUCCCGAUUCCCAUCCAGCUCUGAAUUUUGGACCAUACGAAAAUCCUUUGAAAAAAACCAGUAAGCCUUCUCCACAACCAGAAAUGAAGCCUGAAGUGGAAAAGAAAAGUAGCAGAUCUGUCGAUAAUACCAGUGAUAGCGAACCCACAGUCAGCAAGAAAAACAAGAAAAACAAGAAAAAAACCAUUGAUGAACCUGCGUCUAGUAAAAGACUGUUUUCAGGUCAGGCCGUGUGGGGACCUAGCGGAUAUGCAAAAUAUCAAGUACGGUCUGAGUCGGUGGAUUCUAACAGUAAAUCGGAUUCGUCGUCACGAAGCACUGAAUCUGAUAAUGUAGUGGUGAAAACAAGUGCCAAGGUAAGGAACGAUCAAAACUAAAUUACUUUACAUAUAGCAAUCAUUUUGGCAUUUAUAGUGGAGAAGAUUGUGAUGUUGUAAAUCCCUCGCUACUCGUCAAGGCUUCUGGGGGGGUUUGGGCUAAUAAUUUGGAAAAUUGCUUAGCAGCAAAUGCAGAGAGCUAGAUGGCUAUAAACCGGGCUACUUUCAUUGAAUUUUCAGCUCAUCGAUUUAGAUCACGUGACAGUCCUCAACGAGUCUAUCGUUUUCUUAUUUAUACAUAUUUAUGCUCGUUCUUACCCUUGAUUUCAAAGGGUCAAAUCUCCUGAGAAGGUCUAAAGCGACCAAUAAGCCCAAUGAGGUUAAAGAAAAAAUAACCUAGCAACCAACCACGAGUUAUUUUCCCCCAUUAAUCAUGUUGUUUUGGCGUUUGUUUUUUGUACUAGGCUAGUACUAGUUCUGCUAUGUCGCUGGAAGACGAGGUUCACACACAGCAACUGGCCGCUCAGCUUUUCAGCGGUGUUGCAGAAAAACCACGUUCAUCUGCAGGCAGGGGUCAGUUGGCAACAAGGAAAGGGUUGAGACAUUCAAGAAAAACAAACAUUGGUGUUCCUGAUCCUGGAUCACCAGUUGUAGAUAAUGAACUACAUUCAUCGCAACGUCCUGCGUUCAGGAGAGAAACAGAAAACACGAAUGUGGAGCUUUUGUAUGACUUUGACAGCGUUAAAGUUAACGACAGCGUAGAAGCAACAGAACGUUCUAAAACUUACACCAUUCAAUCAUCUAUAGACGUGGCGCCACCGCAUGACAAUCAUUCCUUUGAUAUUCCAGAACCAGCCUUCCAAACCGAUGAUCAUUUGUUCGGGAUCACUGGUAACGAUCCUGGCGUGACUGUUCCUACAAGUGACGAGGAUAGUAGCAAAUGUUUACCCUUAAGUCACAAUGAUUCUCACAUGUUAUUACGUACAAGUCACGCUGAUACUGGUCAUGCGACUACUGAACAGGUAAGACUUGUUAGCUUCGCGCAGAUUUAAAUAUUUUUGCUUGGAAAACUUGUGAUCCAUUUUUCUUUCUUUUUACAUCAUAGUAAUGCAAAUCUUUGUCACUUUAAAUAGCUUUAAAUAUUUUCUCUUUGUAUAUUUUUUACACCCAACGUUUCUGUGAAUUCAGAGCCUAUUCGCCCCAUGUAAGGAAUUUGGGAAACUUUUGCUUGUGGAAUCAGGAAUCCUGGGCUUUGUUAUCCGUAAUUCAGCUCAAAGAAUCCAGAUUCCUGCUGACAAUUAGAAUCCGGAAUCCAAGUUCUAUUGACAGCGCAAACGGAAUCCAGUGGCUAGAAUUCGAAAUCAACAACGUGAAAUUCAGAAUCCAAGACUGUCUUGGAUUGCCUUCCUUGGGAAAAUCUGCUGUCAGUCUGCUGCAACUUUCCUACCCAUUCCCUUAAAUGAUUUGAUCUAGUAGACGCUCCAUUGCUUGGCCAGACGCCGGCGUCGAAAUUCCCCGUAUGGCGCACGGUAUAUGUGACCAAGGCUUAUUUAAAGUACCGUCGGGUCGCACGGUAGAUAUUCUUGAUGCGUCAUAACUUUUAAAGCUCUGAACCCUUGUCCAGUGGGCAAAGGUCCAGGCAAAUCAUUAAUUUACUUAAUCAUUAAGCAAAGCAAGCACGCAAAUGGCGCAGCGUAACAAAAUGCCAAAAUUGCUUGUUGAAAGGACAGGCUUGAGUCCUUUAUUUUUCGAGCCCUGCAUGUCGUCAUUUGUAUACUAGAUUACUCUUGUAUCGAUUUACUUGGUAUUUUUACUGAACACAUGGUGUACUCCCAUAAUUAUUUACAGAAAACGCAUUUGCUUGACGAGGAGAAUACAGAUCAGCUUCCAUGUCUAGAGCUUAAAGGCAUCCCGUCGAUCUCAUUACCGGAAGACUUGGUCCAUUUUCCGCACUCUUCUGAAGCCGUUGAACUCUCUUGUGACAAUAACUUACGAGUUACUCUUAGGAAAGUCUGGAAACCAAAUGAACUUGUGCUCGUUGUUUUCCUAACCAAUCAAAAUCAAGCGAAUGCCCCAAUCCAUGACGUCACCAUCGUGUUUGAGCCACCCUCCAAUCUGAUUAGCUCGUUUGAUUCUUUGCCAAGUAACAAGCUUCAGGAUGAAAAAAUUGGCCCUCUUGAGUGGGUAAGAACGUAACUUUAGCCCAUGAUUACCUUUUUGUGUUAUGAGCGUUGAAAAUUUAUAUUUGACAGUGUUAUAUAUCAUCUUUAUUGUCACAAGAUCUAGAUUAUUGGUGAAAUUAAUACUCUCAAAAAGUAUCUUAUUUUACUUAAUUUUUUUCUCCUUUAGUCAGUAAUAAAUCCCACCACUGUAUUGGACCUAACUUGUUCACAGUCUUAUUACAGUGAAGGGCAUUCACGACGCAAGGAAACAAGGCCUUGCUGUCAGGCCUUUCAAGGUCUUUCACACAUUCUUCCGAAAUUCUUAUGGUCCAAUGAGUUUGUGUAUAUGAAACCCUUAAAAGGCUGGAGAAUGAUUCAUCGAUGAGUGCAGCGCAUCCAUAGAUUUGGUGGCCUGUUCGAGCACCGCACACUCACUCACUGCGUGUCAUAUUUUCCUACUGCUAGGUGAGUCAUCAAGUUGUUUCAAGGUACAAGUCUCCGGCGCUUCAUAUGAACUUCGGUGGCAAGAUUUCAUAUAGAGACCCCAACAGGACGUUAAAGCAUCUAUACUUUAACCACACUUUGAGCGUCAGCGACAUUCUCCGGCCACUUGUGAUCACUACGGAGGAGUUUGCCCAGAAAUGGACUAACGCUUCGUUUGAAAAGAAGCAAAAGGUGUCGAGCUCAUUAAAGAACUGCCAAGAUCUCUCUGAGAAAGCUGAACACACCUUGAAACUUCACUUGGUGGAAAUAAUAGGUAAAAAAUAAAAUAGCCGGAAAACAGCCUUCAUAGGCCCGCUGGGCGUGUAUCAAAAUUCCCAAGAAUUACUUGGCCUGGAAAUCUGUUUCUGGUACAUUGUUUGCAAAUAAUAUAUUGAUAAAACUACCAGUCAGCAAGACAAAAUGGGCUGGUCUGUUGCUUAGGGCCCUCGCUUUUAUUCUUUAGAUUUUGUUUUGAAUAUUUGAUAUCGGGGCCGAAAGGUUCUCGGGACUUUCGGGAAACGGGCCCCAGGGGAGUGUAAUAUAGUGAAAAGGGGAGGAACCAGCAAAACAGGUGUUAUUUAGCCCAGCGCAAAGAAGAAGCAUUCGGGAGAGAAGAACGUGGAAUUCAAGACAAGCCGGGUAACAAAAAAAAAUUAUAUUGAACUCUCGUCUUAGCUUCUUUAUCGCGAGAUAAAAGAUGCACUCGUUGGUGAACAAUCCCUUGCGGUCCGUUCUUAAUUGCGCCCUAAAUUUCUCAUGCGCCUUCUACCCAGGCUGCUCUCGUAUAGCGCUUCACGUGCGUCUCCCGCCAUCAAGCGCCUGCUAUGAAAAGUACUUUUCUCCCAUCAGUAAGUCGCAAUUUGAGCCCUGGCUUACUCGUUGCCCUGACCCAUGUGGCAGGCGUUCGGAAGGGAAGGGGAAUUUGGCCGCAAGUCCGCGCGCCCAAAUAGAGAGCCUGCCCGUUGAUGACUCCACGUUCGCCAUAUUCGUGUCACAAAACAAUGAAACUGCGAUCAUGUUGGUGUUGUGGAAUUGAAGCUUAUGAAAAAACAUUUUUUUGUGCCAAUAGAUUUGCAUAGCUGCUCCCCACUUCAGUGAAAACGCUUUAUUGGUGACUCAGAAAGAUCUCAGAACAUUUAUAAGUUAUUGGACGUAUUAUAGAAAUGUCAUACAAUUUUUAAAUGCAAUGUUAAGUGACUUCUUUUUUAGCUUCUACUGCUGCCAUGUCUGCGAUGUAAAAAUACAGGCUUUUUUAACCGCCACACUAUUUCUAUGUUAGGGUCUUGGUCCAUGAAACUCGGUGUUUAUAACGAAUAUUCUUUUUAUAUUUUCAGGCAAGAAGGUUAUUCUCUCCGGUACAGUGAUGCAGUCUGGGAUAUGUCUCUUACAUGCGAGCUUUGAUGGUGACGAGUUAGAACUGUCAAUCAAAUCGAAUAAUAGACUUCUAAAUGAUGCGGUACUGAAACAUUGUGGGGCUGUCUUUAGAUGACGUCUGCGUACCCUCUUCUUCACACCAGCGAGUGACACAGAAAGCGCAAAACAACCUGCAAAUAGAAUAGUUAUCGUGAGGACACAGUUCAGUGGUUUUUAACUAACGCUACCUCAAAAGCGCAAAUAAAAUGUUCGAGAAACAGUGCAGAACUGAAUUAAUAUAUGUGAAAGAUAAUUAUAGUUUGAAAUGAAUAUUAAACAAGGC
This is a messenger RNA of Porites evermanni, 26188 nucleotides long. NCBI's taxonomy places the organism in Eukaryota, Metazoa, Cnidaria, Anthozoa, Scleractinia, Poritidae. The record is from the annotation of a GenBank genome assembly.